GAAAAAAGUUUUUUUAUUUUCGGAAAAAAAAAAUGAAAACCCUAUUGAAGCUCUUUCAUCAAGGCUGAAGCGAGAGCCGGCGGACGGGAUUUGUAUCGCGGUUGCUCUUCCUUCUUCCGCCCAACCUUUGCUCUCUCAUGGUUAAAGGAGACGAAGCCUUGGCGAUGGAGAUUGACAAUACUGCCAACGCUGAGCGAAUCAAUCCUAAGUUCUCCAUUAAUGUGCUUCAGCUCCUCAAGUCGGCUCAGAUGCAGCAUGGGCUGCGUCAUAGGGACUAUGCUCGAUAUCGGAGGUACUGUACUGCACGAUUGAGGAGGCUUUACAAGUCAUUGAAGUUCACUCAUGGGCGUGGGAAAUUUACACGGAGGGCGAUAACAGAAUCGACUGUCACUGAAGUCAGGUUUCUCCAUGUGGUUCUUUAUAUGGCAGAAAGAGCUUGGAGCCAUGCUAUGGAGAAGAGACAAUUGCCUGAUGGGCCAAAUGGACGACAACGUAUUUAUUUACUUGGUAGGUUGAGGAAAGCAGUAAAGUGGGCUACUCUUUUUGCACAACUGUGUGCUGUAAGGGGUGAUUCUAGAACAUCUCUUGAAGCUGAGGCAUAUGCAUCUUAUAUGAAGGGUACUUUAUUGUUUGAGCAAGAUAAGAAUUGGGAAACUGCUCUAGUGAACUUCAAGAAUGCUAGGGCUGUCUAUGAAGAACUUGGGAAAUAUGGCAGUAUAGAGAAUCAAAUCUUGUGCCGUGAGCGAGUUGAAGAACUUGAGCCAAGCAUAAGGUAUUGCCUGCACAAAGUCGGAAAAUCAAGCAUACAAACUUCUGAAUUUUUAGGUAUUGGAGAAAUGGACGGGCCUGCAUUAGACCUUUUCAGAGCUAAAUUAGAGACUGUUAUGGCUGAGGAAAGAUCACAACAAGCAGCUUCAAUGACAGAGUUCUGUUGGCAUGGCCAUAGAUUUCCUAUCAGUAACUCUAAGACUCGGGUUUUCAUUCUCAAAGCUCAGGAGCUGGAGAAAGACCUUAAUGGUCCAGUAGUAGGCUCACUUUCUGCUGAGAAGCGGCUAGGCAUAUUUGAUAAAAUAUUUUCUGCGUACCAUGAUGCGAGAAGUUGUAUCCGCAAUGAUUUGGCUGCUGCAGGAAAUGCGGAAAAUGUAAAAGAUGACUUGAAUGGCCUUGAUAAAGCGGUUAGUGCUGUCUUAGGACAGCGCACGAUAGAACGCAACCAAUUGUUGGUUUCCAUUGCUAAAAGUAAAUUCACCAAGAAUCGAGAUGACAAGGGUGAAAAGAUCACAAAACCGGAAGAGCUUGUUCGCUUGUAUGAUCUUUUAAUACAGAAUUCAACUGAUUUAUCUGAUUUAGUCAGUUCUGGGAGGGAUAGAAAACCAGAAGAGGUUGCUUUUGUUGAAGAGCUAUCCCUUAAGAUUUUGGUGUUUCGAGCUGAAAGGUGUUUCUAUUUGGCUAAAUCAUACAGUUCAGCUGGUAAAAGAGCUGAAGCUUAUGUACUUUUUUGCCAUGCUCGCUCCCUUGCUGAUACUGCAAUUCAAAAAUUACAAUUGGCUAAUAAUGCUGAUGAGGCAUUGGUUAAAGAUUUGAAAGCUUUAUCCUACAACUGCCGAUCAAAUAGCUGUAUAGAGCAUGCAACAGGGAUUAUGGAGGAGGAGAAGAUUCCAGAACGACUUUCAAAGGGUGUCUCCACCAUAUCAUUGACUGGACAACAAAAGAAGGAAGAGAAGUUCCUUGUGGAUUUGCUUGAUGUAUACGAAUCUGCAAUUAGCGAGGCCAACUCAAAAGCACCGCCUCACAUUGAACGCUUCCCUCCGCCUUUCCAGUCAGUACCCUGCAAUCCAAUCAUUUUGGACAAUGUCUUCAGUUCAAUUGAGUUCCCAUCUCUCGAAAACAGAAUGAAGAAAGACAAGAAAGGAUUAUUUGGCAGGCUAUGGAGAUAAGUACUUUUUUGAACAUUUGAGGGCUAAAGAGUUAGAUCUUAAACAGAACUCUUGUGCAGUCAAGUGCAUGCUACCAAUUGAGGAUAAAAAAAAUAUUUGAAGAGACUUGUUUUCAAUGCCCUAACUUGUUUUUCCAUUUUUUUUUUCCCUUCAGCAGAGAAACAUUUUUAGAUUGUCUGUGAAAUUAACAGUUAGGCCUGAACUUGGGGUGAUCAUGUGGUGUUAUAUUAUUAAAGAGGAGACAGAUAUUUGUUGACAGAUAUCUGGACUUGAAGAAGAUUGUGUUCA
Messenger RNA from Dioscorea cayenensis subsp. rotundata (Guinea yam), 2225 nucleotides. RefSeq names its product signal recognition particle subunit SRP68. Gene Ontology annotation, molecular function: endoplasmic reticulum signal sequence receptor activity; 7S RNA binding; signal recognition particle binding. The record is from RefSeq and is a predicted model, not a curated record. Gene Ontology annotation, cellular component: signal recognition particle, endoplasmic reticulum targeting. Gene Ontology annotation, biological process: SRP-dependent cotranslational protein targeting to membrane. The transcript is spliced from 14 exons. NCBI's taxonomy places the organism in Eukaryota, Viridiplantae, Streptophyta, Magnoliopsida, Dioscoreales, Dioscoreaceae. Bases 138 to 1937 code for a protein of 599 amino acids.